UCCAAAACAGAAGUAUAAGAAAGCUCCAUUCAGUAUAUCUCCCACUUGGAUUCUCUUGUUCUCUCAUGACAUGUAGUUCCAGUCUCUUUCCCUCUUUCGAAUUUUUUUGUAUGGCGACAAUCCAUUUCAAUUCAAUCCGAAAGCGAUCCUCAAACCUCAAUUAUUCACUCCCCAUUAUAAACCCCAUUUCCAUUUCCACCAUUUUCAUUCAUUACCACCACCACCACCAUGGCCAUCACAACCACCACAGACACCACCCCCAAAUUCCACCAAACCCAAGAAUUCUACCCAGAACUAUCAGUGUCGCCACCAUCUCACGACGGCCUUGAAUUUUGGCAAUUCAUGAUCGCCGGCUCAAUUGCUGGCUCUGUCGAACACAUGGCCAUGUUCCCAAUCGAUACCCUCAAGACCCGUAUGCAAGUAAUUGGGUCAUCGUGCCAAACCCCGGCGAUUACUCUCCGGCAAUCCCUUGGCUCAAUUCUGAAGCUGGAGGGUCCUGCCGGGCUCUACCGCGGCAUUGCCGCCAUGGGUCUUGGUGCUGGACCAGCCCAUGCUGUGUAUUUCUCGGUAUACGAAUCUUGUAAGAAGGUUUUAUGUGCCGGAAAUCCGAACAAUUCGGCUGCUCAUGCCGUUUCUGGCGUGUUCGCUACGGUCGCGAGUGACGCAGUGUUUACACCAAUGGAUAUGGUGAAGCAAAGAUUGCAAUUGAAGAGUAGUCCUUACAAGGGAGUUGGGGAAUGUGUGAAAAGGGUAAUCGUAGAAGAGGGAGUUGGAGCUUUUUAUGCGUCGUAUAGGACUACAGUGGUUAUGAAUGCGCCAUUUACAGCUGUUCAUUUUGCAACAUAUGAGGCUGCAAAGAGAGGGUUGAUGGAGGUAUCGCCUGAGAGUGCACGUAAUGAUGAGACUUUGGUGGUUCACGCCACGGCCGGUGCUGCUGCUGGGGCUUUUGCUGCGGCUGUUACUACUCCACUAGAUGUUGUCAAGACUCAGUUGCAGUGCCAGGGUGUCUGUGGAUGUGAACGGUAUUCCAGUGGUUCAAUUGGCAAUGUUAUUCAAACCAUAGUGAAAAAGGAUGGAUAUGGUGGGCUUAUAAGGGGCUGGAUCCCCCGGAUGCUCUUCCAUGCCCCUGCUGCUGCAAUCUGCUGGUCUACCUAUGAAGCAGCAAAAAGUUUUUUUCAAGAUCGGUAGAAAUAGACCAGUUGAUUGAGGUUAAAGAAGUCUUUGUUGGUUGGAUGCCAAGCUCAAUCCAGUUGAACAAUUGGAAGAAACUCAUUCACCAUUGUUGUAGUCAUUGAAUAACACUUGAGCAUUUUCUCAGAACUGGCCAUUUAUUAUUCCAAUGGGUGCUGGUUUUGGUUCUGCAGGAAUGGAAUCAACAUUUGUGCAUCUUCAAAAUUGUUAUGACAAUACUGGAAAAAACUGAUGACUCCUCAUUAGAGGUGGUUGAUUUGGAAAUGAAACCUUCAACUGUGGUAAACACUAUACUUGAUUUCAAUUAGAAUACGACUUUGAUUGAGUUCUAAGCUGCUUUGUGAUGAAUUGUAUACCGAUGUGGUACUUAUUAACUUUUCAUUGAUACCCAAUAUCGCUAAAAUAA
Molecule: messenger RNA, 1597 nt
Organism: Ilex paraguariensis (yerba mate)
Lineage: Eukaryota; Viridiplantae; Streptophyta; Magnoliopsida; Aquifoliales; Aquifoliaceae
Source: the annotation of a GenBank genome assembly